UCAAUACAAAUAGGUCAAUCUCCGCGUCACACAAGAUACAAAAUUCGACCUUGGCGGUAAAAUAAAUUACUUGUGCGUUAUACUCUUGUUAGAGGGGUGAAUGUAAACGAGUGUUUACGGAUAAAAUCUAGAGAGAAACUGAAAGAUGGAUGACGCUGGUUCCCCUGGGUCCUUACGCCGUAAGAUUGGCAUAUGUAGGAUUGUGGUGGUCGUUCUGUGUCUGAUCAUAGUCGCUUUGGUAAUCGCAUUAGGUGUGGUAGCCUCUCGUUCCUCUGAGCUAGCACAAACUGCAAAGGCUGCAUACGAAUCACAAAGUUGUAGUGCUGGUAACAACCUAAACCUUGACCCACCGGAAGUGGUUCCACCCUUUCAUGACCUCACUUCGAACGAAAUCAAGUCUUUAAAGAAGUUUUUAUACGGACAAAAAGACCUUAAUCUAGUUGGUGCUGCUGAUAUAGCUAGUAACAAAAGUUACAUAUUUGCAAUGGAACUGCAUGUUCCCAACAAAAAGGACACACUAAACUUCCUUGACAAAUCCGCCCCAGCUCCUAUAAGAGAAGCUUACGUUGUCAUUUUCAGAGGAGAUAAACCAGCACCGGUAGUAGAAGAGUACAUUGUUGGACCUUUGCCAAAUCCUACCAAUAAAAAAGCUCAGAAAACGCAACCUUUCCUUUAUCGUCCAUGGACUUCACCGGAAAUAGUUGGUGCUGUGGCUGUUAUGCAUCGUGAAAUUAACAGUAAAGUUAGUAAAAUUCUUCUGGAGAGUUAUGGUGGUAAACUCGGUAACUGUAAAGAAAACUGUCUUGAGUUUCAAAUGGCCAAUCCAAUGUCUCCAUCUGUAACUGAUGAACCUAAAAGAAGAAAGCAGUGGUUCUGGCUCACCCCUAUUGUUGAGUUCUGGAGUUUACAUCCACUAGACUUUCUUGUAUUAAUGGAUCUUACUAGUAACAAGGUUGAAGAUUACUUUAUUGACAAGAUUUUCUAUGGGGAUAAGGUAUUUAGCUCAUUGGAUGAUCUUAUGAAUGCUUAUGACAAUGGAGCUGUAACAAAAACGAAGAUUCCGUUUCCAGAAAACACUAAGAACGUUUACUCUUCUAUGAACAGGAGAGGGAAAUUGUUCCCUGACGAACCAUUACUUCCGCCGACAGAAUACGAACCGAGUGGAAAGAGAUACUCGAUCAACGGCCGCCACAUUAAAUAUAUGGGAUGGGACUUUGAUGUUAGAAUGUCAACUAUUUCAGGUCCUCAAUUAUUUGACAUACGAUACAAUAAUGAAAGAAUCGUAUACGAGCUCAGUUUGCAAGAACUUGCAGCAUUUUACUCAUCGGCCAGUCCAGCUCAUAGAUUUUCAGAUUACGUGGAUAGUGUUGGUUUGAUCGGAGCCCGUGUGAGAUCGCUGGUUUCCGGUGGUGAUUGUCCUUCACAUUCAACUUACCUCAGCACUUACCACGUGCUUGAAGGAAGCGAGGAGCCAGUGCUCGUAGACAGAGCUUUCUGUGUGUUUGAACACAAUACUGGAAAACCACUUAGAAGACAUUUAUCAAGCCAAGGUCCCUCUAAGUUUUACGAAGGAAUGAUGGACAUUGUGCUUACCGUUCGAACGAUAGCAACUGUCGUAAAUUAUGAUUAUAUUAUGGACUUUAUUUUCCAUCAAAACGGUGCCAUUGAGGUUCAAGUCAUAUCGACUGGCUAUAUUCUGACAUCAUUCAGUGUUCCAGCGGCUGAUAACUACGGAUUCCGGUUACGGGAUCAUAUCACAGGAAAUCUUCAUCACCACAUGUUUCAUUACAAAGUUGAUAUGGACAUUCAUGGCACUGAAAACAGAUUCGAGAUUCUAAAUAUUGUUCCAACAAAGGUCGACAAUUCUGAAUGGUCCAUUAAAUCAGAUUCUAAGUACUCGUGCACUAAAAUGGUCCGAAAUGUAGUAAAUUCAGAGAAAGACGCUGCCUUGAAAUUUGAUUUCGACAAACCGAACUACCUCACCUUUUAUAACAAGGAUUUUAAAUCUUCUUCAGAAGUUCCACGAGCUUACAGACUUAUGACAAAAGGCAUGUCGAAACAGCUAUUUGAGGAGGGUUCUGGACAAGAGCCGUCAGUGUCGUGGGCACGAUACCAGGUCGCUGUAACAAAGUACAACGAGACUGAAAGACGAAGUAGUUCCAUGUACGCUAUCUGGGAUGCCGCUGACCCUGUUGUUAACUUCCAGAGUUUUAUCGAUGACAAUGACUCUAUCAAAGAUGAGGAUCAAGUUACCUGGAUCACAAUGGGCAUUCAUCAUAUACCUCACAUGGAGGAUUUCCCUGUGACCCCGACGGUUGGCCUUGACCUUUCAUUCCUUCUGAUACCCAACAAUUACUUUGACGAGGACCCGGCAAUGGGAUCUGGAGAUGCAAUUAGAAUUGAACCUAACGAUCAGCAAGAUGUUGAAAAGGGAAUAAAGGUCGAUACAUAUGGUAAAAGUGAACCAAAGUGUAAACCAAGGCAGUCAUCAUUUCUAAGUGACGCAAAGAUGAAUCCUGGCAGUAUUUUUGACCAACCAACCGGUGAAAUAGUAAUUUAACAUAUCUCACGGCCAACCAUCACGUUUGUACCAUCAAAAACAGAGCAGAGAUUAAAAAUCGUUAUCCAUUUUCCGCUUGAGGCUCAAGCUGUCGCAAGUUUGAUAUGAAAGUACUAUUUGUGUUAGUAAUGAGCGAGGAUUAUUAUGCAGAAAAGAGAUUGUGUAAAUAUUAUGUUGAAAUAGUCCGUCACUUUUGAGCAUUUAAAAUUGUCCUUUAUUAUAGUUUUUGUACUGACAUUUGAAAAGUGCCCGCAUAUAAGAUGAUUACUAUGUAUUGUAAAGUAUUGUCUGCUAUAGAUAAUAUACACAUUGCUGUCAUCGUGCCAACAUUGUAUAACAAGCGGGAGAACGCAUUCUCUCAUAUGUUAUACAUGUAUUAGAUUCAAACUAUCCCAUUUCUAGUUUUGUUUUGUGUGUGUGCAUUAUCUAAACUUUAUUUUGCUGAAUUAGCUUAUGCCACUAGUAUAGAGCCAUGCCAGCAUUCACGUCCGGGCAGUCUGAUCAGGUUCCGUAGUGGUGACACACAAACCUGGGCAAAUACAUAUUACAAAUUCAGUUGGUGAAGACUUCAGGAUGCACGUGAAAUGUCCGUUAUGAAAUAUGUUAUAUGUGUAAAUAGUGUUGAAAUAUUUUUAAAAAACUGAAUUUAGAGGAAAUAGCCUGUGUAUAGCUUUCACGAGCAGAGUUGAUGUGGAACACUUUCUCGUCUACUAUAGACACGUAUUAGUUAAAUACAUUAGUCAUAGAUAGUUUACUAAUAGAUAAAAAUUGUUACAACAGUGUAAUACUCGUAGUUUGAAAUAUGUCAAUGAUUUCAUUUAGAAUGAGUUGACAACUUGACAGAUCACCUAUGCAGGCUUUGAGAGAUACCUGUAAUGAAAGUUUUGUAACUUGUUUGACUGCUGUAAAAUAAGAAAUGUUUGACAAUUCUGAACAUGUAAAUAAUUCACACGAAUGUUUUAUAGGAAUCACAUGCAUCAUGAUUCCGAAGAUGUUAUUGUGCUAACAUAUCAAAUACAAAUGACUAAUUUAUUCCUGUAUUCAUUAUUCCGUUCAUCAGUUUGAUUAUUGUAAUUAUUUUCUUCGUUUAAUCCUACCUCAUUUUGGCAUUGUACAGACAUUGUGUAUACUAUUGUGUUUAACAUUUGUUGGCAGUAUACAUGUACAACAUGAUAAAGUUCUACCUUUAAUAAUAAAACAUCCUGCUCUGAUUCAUUUCUUAACGAUUGUGUGAAGUUUUCUUUACAUGUGGUUGCUUUAACUGAUGUCCGAGGGCAUAAAACGGUAAAUGAUCUUUUUUGAAGAUGACACACUCUUAGCUUCCAAAUUAGUUAUAAAUGGCCACUGCGAAGUUUCGGCUAAUGGACGUCUUUUAACCUAUUGUAGCAAUGUGUAAAUUAAGGUACAAUUCCUGGUCUGCAUUGUCAAUACUCGUACAUUGUCAUUUCACAUGUCCAUCAAAUGUUGAACAACAUAAGUAGAUCGUAGUGGCGAUCUGUCACUACACUAUGACGAUACUAAUAAGAAAAAAGUAUGUAUGUUGUGAGGGGUCUUUAACGACCAUAUAUUUAAAAUAUAUCCGUUUUUGAUCAACUUUGGCGAUAUAUUUUGAUCUGAAGUGAAACAUGAGACGUUUCAAACUUCACUUUGCAAGUUGUAGCUAAAAAACUUUUGGUUUAAACAAUAUUUUAUUUAUAUUUUUUUUUUCAUUUACAUAACAAUAAAUUACAUAAAGACAGAUUUUACGAAUUGAAUAGGAACCUUGAAACUGUACCCGUAAUAUAAAAAAAUAUAUACAGUAACAAAAUAGGUUGUAUUUAAGAAAAAAAUACAUAUCAUUUCUACGUUGUGCUUGCUUUCUUACGUAUACCCACUAUCUUUAUUAUAAAAUAUUCAUGUACUUUAUCCAUAUCUGCUAUUAAAAGCGAAAGCUUACUGGUUUAAUGUAUAGUAAAAGCAUAAUAUUAUGUAAGAAUAUGUAAGAAUAAAUUUAGAAAAUGA
Ruditapes philippinarum (Manila clam) is the source of this 4561-nucleotide messenger RNA. Its product is annotated as putative amine oxidase [copper-containing]. The coding region runs from base 146 to 2560 and encodes 804 amino acids. Gene Ontology annotation, cellular component: plasma membrane. Lineage: Eukaryota; Metazoa; Mollusca; Bivalvia; Venerida; Veneridae. The transcript is spliced from 4 exons. The record is from RefSeq and is a predicted model, not a curated record. Gene Ontology annotation, biological process: amine metabolic process. Gene Ontology annotation, molecular function: quinone binding; copper ion binding; primary methylamine oxidase activity.